GGCGGCCAUUGCCGGCUGCCGCGCUGAGGAAAAGCUUCUCCUGCAACAGCGCGUGACGGAGCGGAGCACGAGCGCAAACGAGACCUCAUUAUUUCACCGCGGAGAGUGGCUUGAAAUUCCCGAGUGACGAAAAGGGGGAUUUAAGUGAACCGCUGAACGUGUUAUAAGCUUUGAAUCGAAGGUGCUUCGUCAGCUGACAGUAGAUACAGAUGGCGUCGCGGGAGCGCGGAGCAGUAGUCGCAGCCGGAGCUCCAGCUGAGAGAAGCCAGCCUGAGCUAAGGCUGGUUCUGCUAGGAAAGACUGGCUCGGGGAAGAGCUCCUCAGGAAACACCAUCCUGGGCAGAGAGGCGUUCAAAGUGGACAUCUCCCCCAGGUCUGUGACCAGCCAGUGCGAGAGGCAGAGUGGCAAAGUAGCAGGGAGGUGUGUCACUGUCAUCGACACCCCGGGCUUCUUCGACACCCAGCUCUCCAGUAGUGAGGUGGUGGAGGAGAUGUGCCAAUGCGUGAUUCUAUCCUCACCAGGACCUCACGCAUUUUUGGUGGCACUUCAAGUGGGGAGGUUCACCCAGGAAGAGAAAGAUGCCCUGGAGUGGAUUGAAAUGACAUUCGGGGAAAGGGCCUUGAUGUACACAAUAGUGCUGUUUACUUGGGGGGACCAGCUGAGGGGAAAAUCCAUCAUGGAGUUCUUGGAGGAGAGUCAGGAGCUCAAUGAGUUUACUCAACGCUGCCGGGGUGGGUAUCACAUUUUCAACAAUGCGGCACCAUGCAAGCAGGACCAGGUGAUGGAGCUGCUGGAGAAGGUAGAGCGGAUGGUGCUGGAGAAUGGGAAUAGCUGCUACACCAACCAUAUGCUCCAGGAGGCUGAGCAUGCAAUAAGGGAGGCUCAAGAGAGGAUCCUACAAGAGAGAAGCAAGGAGGUAUGCUUGCAAAAGGAUGAGGAUGAGGAUGAGGACAAGGUACAGAAGAACCAAGAAGGAGAUCUCGAGAGGGAGCUGGAGGACAGAAGAAAGGAGGAGGAGAAAGCCCGGAGGAAAGCGGAAAGACUGUUCUGGUGUGAACUGGUCACCGCCAUGGGGAAGGGGGCAGCUGAAGGGGCUGGAGUUAUUGGCAAGGGGAAGAGCCCCAAAAAAGCUAAGGUGGUGCAGCGUGCAGCCGCCCUCGCAGCUUCGCCCCUGUCCCUGACAUCAGCAGCCAAGGUGGUAGGAGGUGCUGUGAGGGAAGGCAGCAAGGUCCUUUACAAGCACCGCAAAAGCCUCCUGCGCUGAGUGGAGGGGUGUUGCAACACAGGAUAGGGUCUUUGCACAACAGUCCCCAUUAUCUUCAACACGACAAAUACAGCAAACUGUAUGCAUUUGGCAAAUUUUUCACCUUGUCACGGACACAGCAGGCACAGAACUUACCGAGGUAUGUGUGUUGGACACAUUCCAUUUUAAAAUCCUUGCUUACUACAGCAGCAGACCAUCAAGCUUUUUGAGAAAAAAAACACACCUUUUUUAUUCUGUUAAACAGCAAUUUCAGUGUCAAGAAGAAAUUUAUUCAAGUGGAAGAAAAGGUGAGAAUAGAUUGUGGGAAUUUAUAGGGGAAGAUUUAUGAAAAAUAUUUUAGAAGUAAAUAUUUUAUUGCUGCUGUAAUUCUUUAUUGGCUGCAUUUGAGUGUAUAAUUAAUUGGGAAAAUGUACUUUGAUGUACAGUUACAAAUAAAUUUUAACACAAUUAUAAUGAAAGAAUUUCACUGGAUUCUUCAAAGAAUUGUCUCAUAAUAUAAGCUACAGCAUUUUCUGGAACUGCAUUCCACUCUGGAUAAAAAUUAGGCGGCUUUGAUUUUAAUUCUGUGUAAGCUACACCACAUAGGAUGAUGUAGUUAAUGUUCAAAUGCCACUGGGCUGUAGAGUCAUGUUGGCAGCAGGCAGCACUGUGACAAGGGCUGCUGAAGAAUAUCCUGCUCUAUAAAUAGAUGAAACACAGUAAAAUUGUGUAUUUAACAUUGUCACCCUGGAUAAAGGUGUUGCCAAAAUAAAGGUUAAUAAUAAACUUUAUUAAGUCAUUGCAGAAUUUGAAUAUUGAAACACAGUGUUUCACUGGUACAAACCACUGGGUAAUAUGUAAACCAUGAGGAGGAGUAACAGUAUAAUAUGACACAUACAAUAAUGUCAGUAUGCAUAAUAUGAAAUGUGAUCCAUCUAACCUGAGAAACAUUUGGUACAUUUUAAUGAAUUUAUACAGAAAAAAAAAUUUUUUAUAACAGUACUGACAGAGCAAACAAACCCUCUUGUAUAGUAAAUGGACAUGUCACAUCAACCAUAAAAGUGCCUAAAUAAUUUUAAAUGUAAAAGUAGUGAUGUAUCAUGUAGAGGUACAGCAAAAAAACAUCCCAUCAUACAGAAAGCCAUUAAAACUACAAUAUUAAGAUAACAGUACCUUACUAUUAAAGGCCUCAGUCUUUUUUUUUUUUUU
Messenger RNA from Scleropages formosus (Asian bonytongue), 2453 nucleotides. Its product is annotated as GTPase IMAP family member 4-like. Bases 210 to 1265 code for a protein of 351 amino acids. The record is from RefSeq and is a predicted model, not a curated record. Gene Ontology annotation, molecular function: GTP binding. NCBI's taxonomy places the organism in Eukaryota, Metazoa, Chordata, Actinopteri, Osteoglossiformes, Osteoglossidae. The transcript is spliced from 2 exons.